AUGUUCUGUUCUGGAGGAACUGGAUCUCGAGUUUUGCAACUCACACGACUGGAUAGUUCUCAUGUCCAUGCCCUUUGUUCAUGUCCUCCAAUACAGGAAGAAAUCUCACCCCGCGACUUGGGCCUCGAGAACUCACGGCGUCAGCACCCCCUGUGCAAUACCUCUGGCUGCCUUUGGCUUCGAGGCUACCUCCGCUCCGGAGAUAGUAACUCGAACAACAUCCAGAGCCAGAGGCGCAGCCGAGCGGGUCCCUGCGACGACUUUCACGAGCAUGUCUGCAGAUCCCGGCCGCAGUCCAUCUACGAAGACGGCGUCGCCCGCCUCAUGGAUGCCGUGAAGGCGCGCCUCCUGGGAAUGCGCAUUGGGGCUGGUGGAAACGCAAGUGACGCAACAAAGGGCACUUCCGAACGGGAACGGCAGAGGGAGCCUGCGAGUCUCCUGCGGCGAUGCCUAGAUGGCGCAACAGUGGUCACCGGAGACGAUAUAGCUAGCGCUUGUGGAGACGUCCAUGGCAUGGUCUGUCCAAACGCGGCUCCAGAGGCGCCACUGCGCAUUUCUGAGAGCUUCUUCCAGAACAACCCUAAUGCCAGCGUCGACGACUACGCGGCGUUCGUGAAAAGCGUGGCAGGCGGCCUCAGCUGGAAGAAGCGCUCGCACCAGACAGCGGCGAAGACUUCGUCCAGGCUGUCAUCCGCGAGGUGGAUGCCGAGAAUCUGCCGCUGGGUGGCGCUCUCUGCGCGUUGCGACCUGGAGCGGCGUCAUCAAAAGCCCGGACUACGUCCAGAAGCGCGGGCCCUGUACCAGCAGCUCUGGAAGGUCCUCUACUUCGCGCCACUCAUGGGGAACAAGGCUCGACCACUAGUGGAGCAAGCGUACAAGAGGCCUCCCCCGCAGCCCCAGGUCCAGGCGUGCCUGCGGAUCGCAGAGGACGUGUCCCGCAGGAAGACGGCUCAGGCCGCCAGGGCGUCGCUCUCAGACGCCGUGGACAGCCUGGAUGACACGAUGGUCCACUUCGUCUGGGAGGCCGGACAGGUCAUGCGAACGCUGGUCCCGGCUUGGCUCUCCCACGUUGGUCCCAACGUCACCAACUCGACCGUCGAAGAGGAACCGGAUGUGCGGCGCGCGGACCGCGAACACGCAUCCCAGCGACUCGGUGCCAUCGAGGUCCACCUACUGCACGACGACUACGUCAGCACCCCGCCGCUGUCUAACGUUAGCGCCUACGCCUGGCAGGCCCAGUACGUUGCGGAGCGCAAGACCCUGCUCGUGCCUCUAGGGCUGCUGGGUCUCCUGCUCAACGCGUCGGCCAUCAUCGAACCCGUGCUCGUGCCAGCGCUGGGCCGGGAGGUGAUGCGCGUGCUGAUGCCGACGAGUCGGGGCCCCUACGCUUGGCGCCCGCGCAACGAGCGGCGCUUUCAAGUGCUGGUUAAAUGUGUCGCCUCGGGUCUCGACACCGACGAGAAAGAAGCCCUCGCCGCUCAGACCACGCUCGAGUCGGCCCUGCUGGAGCCCCUCAUGAUGCUCUACAAGCGCCGCCUGCACGAAGAGUUGGGCCGUGGCGUGCGCCUGCACAGCCGUUACGGCAACGCCGAACUCUUCUUCGUGCUGUGGGCGACGAGCCACUGCGGCAAGCGCGACGCCGAGACGAUCGUCAACGGGGCGCUGAGGAACUCGGCACUGUUCGCCAGGGCAUUCCAGUGUUCCGUGAACCAGGCCAUGUGGUCCGGCCAUAGGUGUUCCUUCUGGCGCUAGGGGGCGCCUCCAUAGUUCUAUUAUUUUUA
Dermacentor andersoni is the source of this 1781-nucleotide messenger RNA. Lineage: Eukaryota; Metazoa; Arthropoda; Arachnida; Ixodida; Ixodidae. The record is from RefSeq and is a predicted model, not a curated record.